Medioppia subpectinata is the source of this 661-nucleotide messenger RNA. NCBI's taxonomy places the organism in Eukaryota, Metazoa, Arthropoda, Arachnida, Sarcoptiformes, Oppiidae. The record is from the annotation of a GenBank genome assembly.
AAGACGUGGCCACCAAAGCCAAGUUCUUGCGCCAAAUGAUUAUUCUGUUGCAGAACUCGUUCAACAGUAUUGUCAAGUGCUCUAAACCGGUCAUUACGUCCAUUCACGGCGGUUGCGUCGGCGCCGGUCUCGACCUGAUCUCCGCCGCAGACAUCCGGUACUGUUCUAACGACGCGUUCUUCUCGCUCCGGGAAGUGGCCAUUGGAAUGGCCGCCGACUUGGGAUCACUUCAGCGGUUCCCCAAAAUUGUCGGCAACGAUAGUCUGGUCCGAGAGAUGGCUUUCACGGGCAGGAAUAUUACCUCCUCUGAAGCCAAAGAGUUGGGUCUCGUGAGCUCCGUAUUCUCUGAGCCGAAGGAAUCGUUGGACGCGGCCAUCGAGACGGCGAAGAAGAUCGCCGCCCACUCGCCGGUCGCAGUUCAGGGCACAAAGAUAUCGUUGAACUAUUCCCGAAACCACUCGGAUAGGGAUGGCCUGGAGUUUAUGGCCAACUGGAAUAUGUGUAUGUUUCAAAGCCAGGACCUCAUCACCGCAUCCACGGCCACCGCCACCAGAUCUGAGACACCGCCGACUUUUAAUGACUUGUAGUUCAAUGAGAAUUCAGAUGCAAAACACUCAUUGAAUUUGAUGUGUUUUGAGUUUUUGAUAUUUGUAUUUAUUUU